GGUAAAUGCACUUUUAAGUUGGUUUGCCAACCGCUAAUAAAAUCAAAAGAAGAAGAAGAAGAAAAAGAAGAAGAAGAGAUUUGAUGUUUGCGCUGGUCAUAUAGAACCCCUAAAACAGAUAAUACAGCAGCUUGCAGAUGUCUGAGCAUGUCUAUGAGAAGUUCCUUGCUCCAGAAGAGCCAUUUCCACUGCUUUCACAACGAGGAAACUUCAGUGAAGAUGCCACACUGGAUAUUAGCGACUUUGGGUGUCAGUUGUCAUCGUGUCACCGAACAGACCCUUUACGCCGCUUUCACAGCAGCAGAUGGAACCUGACGUCAUGCGGCACUAGUGUUGCCAGUUCAGAGUGCAGUGAGGAACUCUUCUCAUCUGUUUCGGUGGGCGAUCAGGAUGACUGCUACUCUCUCCUGGAUGAUCAGGAACUCGCCUCCUUUGACCUGUUCCCAGAAGGCAGUGUCUGCAGCGACGUGUCCUCCUCCAUCAGCACUUACUGGGAUUGGUCAGACAGUGAAUUUGAGUGGCAGUUACCAGGGAGUGACAUAGCCAGUGGCAGUGAUGUGUUGUCAGACAUCAUACCCAGCGUGCCCAGUUCACCCUGCCUUGUAUCCAAAAGAAAAAACAAACCACACCGAAAUCUUGAUGAGCUGCCCUGGAGUGCCAUGACUAACGAUGAACAGGUGGAAUAUAUUGAGUAUUUGAGUCGAAAAGUGAGCACAGAGAUGGGACUUCGGGAGCAACUUGAUAUCAUAAAAAUAAUCGACCCGAGCGCACAGAUACUGCCGACAGACAGCGAGUUCAUCAUUGAACUUAACUGCCUCACAGAUGAAAAACUUAAACAGGUGAGGAGCUACAUCCGUGAGCACAGUCCACGGCAGCGUCCCAGCAUGACACGUGAUGGCUGGAAGAGGAGCAUGGCGAGCAGUGGCAGCACCAGCGGUGUCAGUGCUCACAGCAGCAGUAAUGCCAGCAUGGUAAGCAGUGCCAGCAGUAGCACCGCUUCCACGGGGUCCAAUUCCUCCACAAGCAUCAGCCGUGCACACAGUGAUGGAAACCUGGCCACUGCUGCAGAGCGAAUACGAGACUCUAAGAAACGCUCCAAGCAGAGGAAAAUGCAGCAGAAGGCUUUACGUAAGCGCCAGCUGAAGGAGCAGAGACAGGCUCGCAAAGAGAGAUUGAGCGGUCUCUUCCUGAAUGAGGAGGUCCUUUCACUUAAAGUCACAGAGGAGGAAGACCAUUGUGAUGAUGUUGAUGUAUUGAUGUGACGAGAGUGAAUUAUUCAGUGUUCCUUCUAAGCCUCUUCCAUGCAGCAAUUACUCUGUUCUAGACAUCUCUCGGCAAUCAGGGGCCUGAUGUAUAAAUGUUGCAUAUGCGCAAAAAAGGCAUUGAAAUGUGUGUACGCAAUUUUCCACGCACAUAUCAGGAUUUAUAAUAAUAAACUUAGCUUAAAUAAGUGCGCACCGUCCGCACACUCUAGACCAUGCAUACGCACUCUUUUACUGGAGUGAGCGAAGUAAUGAAGAAAACAGAAUGAUUUUAAACUCUGUUUUCAUUUUGAUACACAUUUAGAUUAAAUAUUCCACUCUCAUUAAUGGAGUUAAAGGCACAGUAUGCAAGUUUCGCUGCUAGAGGUUGUUUUUUCAAAACAAUAAUAAAGGCGUGAAAUCAUGGUAGUUCUUGGUAGUCGUAUUCACCUCCACAGCCGAUGGAAAGCAAUCCAAUGAGACUCGGGCAGAAAUUAUGCUGAGCUAAUGUAUUAAAGUUUUAUUAACAUUAUUGUGGUAUGAAGUGGGGUGGGGCCAAGAGCCUGGGACAGUUUAUGUUGCUGUUUUUAUAAUGCUUAUAUGCCGCAGUCAGCCGCUGCUGCUCCUUACGUUUUCUUGUUUAUUUUACAAUUAAAGUUAUGUUUAGCUUCCGCCUCCUUCCCUGAACUUUGUUACAGUUACAUUUGAUCACUUAAAUUCACAUUAUUUUAUUUCAUUCUGAUAAAACAGCCGGAAGUGCUGAAUUACUACUCAUGCAGGUCACUUUAUCUGACAAAUUAAAAUUGUGGGGUAAAGCAGCACUGUUUUACUUGGUCAAAACAAUCAUACUAAAAUACUUAGAGUCUGUUGAAAGUCGUUUCAACAUUACUUUGUGUGUUAGGUUCGGUUGCUGGUAUGAGACACUUUUUGCACACUUCAGUAAGCUAGAUCGAUAUGAGAAUAUAUUAAUAAAAACUGGAUGACUUGUGUUGCUAAAUGGCAUGCAAUUAAUUUUAAAAUAUAUUGUAUGGUGGAGAAAAUGCUGUAUUACUGUUACUACAAAUAAAGCUCUUUCUGAUUAUGCUAUGUUAGCCACUUGACAAAAUAGUGCUGUCUCUGAGGCAUGGUACAAACAUGUUACUCGCGGUAAAUCAAGAAAACGAGAUUCAAAUAAAGCCCUAUUCGGACAGUAAGUGUUUCUCAUAGGGAUGUAAGGUAUUUUCAACAUUUACAGGGGCUGGUCAGUGAUUUUAUUGCUGUCCGAAUCCAGAAUGUCAGUGUUUUUCUCCCACCACCCACAUAAAAAUCCCCGGCCAAAUUACCUACUGUUUUCCGGCAAAUGCCAAGGUCGUGUAAUAAUUUAAUUGCAUCCGAAUCCACAUCUCUCUAGUUUACAAGAGGAGAUCAAUUCAAAAUUCACAGUUUAAAUGCUUUUUGCACUGUGGAACACCGUACGAUAACUGUUGUACUUCACUGUAAUUUGCAUGAAUUUUAAAUAUGUACACUUUUAUUACUGAAAUGCUGGGAAGUAUUUACAAGAACAAUAUUUCAUCACCGCUCCACCUCAGCAAAAGGAGAAAGAGGAAAAAAAAAACACGUAAACAUUUGAAAUGUGCCGUUACAGCAAUACAAUUUUAAAAUGUAUUAUAUACAAAUACAUUAAAAUAUAAACCAAGCAGCUUUGUUUACCUCAUAUAAAUAAGAGGCUGUGUUAACUUAUUUCUGCUAAUUUUCAUAUUUUUAAAAUGACAUCCAUCGUUUUGAGAUAAAACGCAAGACAGAAAACCAUUUCAACUAUAGUGUGUCUGUCUUCCUAUUUUUAAACAGGAGAUAUAAAUAAUCACAUAAUAAAUAGGAUAUUAUUUUCCUAUUAUUAAGUUAAAUAUGAAUUUAUUUGUACUAUUCCAAGCAUAUGAUAUUUUAUUUACAGCAGACAAUCACGCGGCCACGUGAGCAGCACGUUCCUGGGUUCGUAAUGUUGUUGGAAACAUUUGGGAUAAUGCAUGUACGCAAGUCAACAAAAUGUCUAAAAUAUCCAAAAACCGCUAAAACAAUGUUAAUCCAAAAAUCUUACAUAUUGUGCCUUUAAGAACUCAAAUUACAUUGUCAUUAUCCAGAAGUUAAACAAAAAUUAUAUGAAUUUAGAAAAAUGUUAGAAAAAUUUGGAUGUGCUGCUUUUCCUUGUGGCAUGCUACGUUUUCAUGUUUUAGUGACAGCGAAGAGUGCCAGGUGCAUGAUUCCUCUUUAAACUAAAUUCCAGAGCUCAUGUUCUAAGAAAAUAUUUCUCGCGAGAACAAUAAUCAAUGAUGCGCUCUUUCAUUCAGUGGUAGAACGGUCCAUUGGCUGGUUUAAAUAGGUCCGAUGAUAAUACUGUACAACCACUACUGCAUGGAGGUGUGAUGUUGAUGUCGUGUGCAGGCAGACAAUAUCUUAAUGAUAACUCUUUCUGUGAUUUUCCAACAUUAUGAAAAAUACAAUUGUAUUUGAAGUAUAGAGGAGUCAGACAAUUAUAUUUACACUGCAAAAAAUAAGGCCAAUGUGUUUCCAUUAAAGAUAUAAAACAUUCUAAAACAUAUAUUUACCUCAUAGGCAAAAUUGCAUUCAUUUUAUUUGUUUAAAACAAUUAAAAAUACUAUUUGGCCAGUGGAAAAGAAUGAGAAUAACUCUUCUCUGAAAACUUUCUCUGAAAAGUAGGCCCUAUUUUAUAAAAAUUUUCUUUUACGGAUAUGUUGAUAUAUUUAUUCUAAAACGAGACAAGGAUACUAAAUAAUUUUUAGCAAUGUAUUGUGACUGCACAAAUGGCAUUUAUAGUCCGUAUCUCAUAUUUUCCUAAUGUCUUGUACCCUUAAAAAUGGCAUCACGUGGUUGGGAAUAUGCAUAUGGAAAUAUGUAGAUGACGUUAUGCGUAAUAAAACUAGGCAUUGUAAGCUCCAUAUAGUUAUUUCAGGAAGAAACGGGGUGGAGAUGCAUGUACGCACAAUCUUCUGCUGACUGGGUUUUAUAAAGGGAAUUUUGCACAGGUUCUGGCAAAAUCUAGCUUUUGUGCGUAUUCACACAUUUAGGAGGAAAUUACGUAAAAUUUUAUACAUGAGGCCCCAGAUCUUUAGUUGUAAUAAUAAAGUCUCUCUGAAGUUAAGCUAAUGGUAAAUAUUGUCUGACCAACAUUUCCAGUGACCAUUUAUCAUCUCUCUAAAUGUAAAUUAAUGUACAUCUCAUCAGUUGUCUAAAGUAACAUUAUAGGUGCACAUACCUACAAAUGAAAUCGUUUGCAAGAAGAGUUGUGCAUGCAGUCAACAGACCCAUAAAAGACUGCUGCCUCUAAAGUUGUUUGUACUUGAUACAUGUUAGUAGUCAGUACCAGUGGCAGUGAAGUUUCAUGAUCCUUGGUACCACAGCAAAAAUGUAUGUGCUAUUGAACACACUUUACUUGGGAAAAUAAAAAUGAUUAAGCACACAAUUGCAUCUGUUACCAAGUUUAAUCUGUACUUGGUACAGUUUGAGUCAGAACCACAUACUGUAAAUGAUAGGUUUUUUUUUAAUGGUUUGCCACGCUUGUGAUGAACAUGAAUCUUUAGAGUGUAAUAUGGUGAGCAUUAAAAAAAAAUAUAUAUACAGUACUGUGCAAAAGUCUUAGGCCACCAUUAUAUUGUUGUUUUAGCAAUAGUAUAAUUAUUUGUCAGUCUCUUUAUUAGAAUAUAACCAGAAAAUACAGGAAAUUUGUAUGCAGAAUUAAAAACAGAAAAAAAAAUCAGGGAAAAAAAUGACUCUCUUAAACCUAAAUGGAAUGGAAAAGUACUGCAAGGCAAAGAAAACUUUCAAAAUCUGAUGAGAAGUUUCUCAGAUUUUCUUCUUUGAGAGACUGGAAGAAGUCCAGGAGGCCACACUAAAUACUGAUUUUUGCUUAAAGACGUGUAAUAUAUAUAUAUAAUAUAUCCAUCCCUUGUGCCUUAAUUAAAAAAAGUUACACAUAGGCCCAUAGUGGACAAAAAUGUCCUUGUCAAAAAAUCUGUCAUAAAAAAGUUUGGUCUCAUUUUAAAGAAGACCCUUGGCAGAUUAUUGUUGAAGAAAAUUUUAAAAAGUGAAACUAAAAGUUAUAAAGGUUAUAAAAUUGUUUAUGAACAUUAUUUUAUAUAAAAUAUAUAUUUUAUGAAACAUGUUGAACUGUAAAACUGCUAAAAAAUCAAAGCCAUAAAUCUAUACAAGUUGUGUUCCAAUUUUGAAGUUGAUAUCUCAAAAAAAAAAAAAAAAAAAGCUUUCAGUAAGAUUUUGUUUGGGUGCAGUACCAAAUUUUCCCCAUUAGAUGCCAGCAAAUCUCCGCUGGUACACACAGCGUUUGGAUUUGUGAUUUGCAGUAGAGUUUUUCUCUCUCAAAUAUUACACACACUCACAAACACACACAAUGUUUUAUAACACACAUACAAACCACACUGACAUCCAUACCAACACACCCACACAAUUAUAGCUGCAUAAUUUAUCCAAUCGGCUCUAUAAUAUGCAUAAGCAGAAAUCAGGAAUAAAGUGAGCAGUUGCUUUAUGGGAAAAAAUUCCAAUAAAAAUACACACCUGAGCCAACAUUUAUGCAGUUGGCAUUAACACAGGCAAAAUGAUCAAUAAAACAAAACUGAAAAAGACAAAAAAAUGUCCAUAAGGCCGCACAAGGGAGAUAUAUAUAUAUAUAUAUAUACAGUGGGUACGGAAAGUAUUCAGACCCCCUUAAAUUUUUCACUCUUUGUUAUAUUGCAGCCAUUUGCUAAAAUCAUUUAAAUCAUUUUUUCCUCAUUAAUGUACACACAGCACCCCAUAUUGACAGAAAAACACAGAAUUGUUGACAUUUUUGCUGAUUUAUUAAAAAAGAAAAACUGAAAUAUCACAUGGUCCUAAGUAUUCAGACCCUUUGCUCAGUAUUUAGUAGAAGCACCCUUUUGAUCUAAUACAGCCAUGAGUCUUUUUGGGAAAGAUGCAACAAGUUUUUCACACCUGGAUUUGGGGGUCCUCUGCCAUUCCUCCUUGCAGAUCCUCUCCAGUUCUGUCAGUUUGGAUGGUAAACGUUGGUGGACAGCCAUUUUUAGGUCUCUCCAGAGAUGCUCAUUUGGGUUUAAGUGGCUGGCUGGGCCAUUCAAGAACAGUCACGGAGUUGUUGUGAAGCCACUCCUUCGUUAUUUUAGCUGUGUGCUUAGGGUCAUUGUCUUGUUGGAAGGUAAACCUUCGGCCCAGUCUGAGGUCCUGAGCACUCUGGAGAAGGUUUUCGUCCAGGAUAUCCCUGUACUUGGCCGCAUUCAUCUUUCCCUCGAUUGCAACCAGUCGUCCUGUCCCUGCAGCUGAAAAACACCCCCACAGCAUGAUGCUGCCACCACCAUGUUUCACUGUUGGGACUUUAUUGGACAGGUGAUGAACAGUGCCUGGUUUUCUCCACACAAACCGCUUAGAAUUAAGGCCAAAAAGUUCUAUCUUGGUCUCAUCAGACCAGAGAAUCUUAUUUCUCACCAUCUUGGAGUCCUUCAGGUGUUUUUUCAUGUGUCUUGCACUGAGGAGAGGCUUCCGUCGGGCCACUCUGCCAUAAAGCCCCGACUGGUGGAGGGCUGCAGUGAUGGUUGACUUUCUACAACUUUCUCCCAUCUCCCGACUGCAUCUCUGGAGCUAAGCCACAGUGACCUUUGGGUUCUUCUUUACCUCUCUCACCAAGGCUCUUCUCCCCAGAUAGCUCAGUUUGGCCGGACGGCCAGCUCUAGGAAGGGUUCUGAUCAUCCCAAACGUCUUCCAUUUAACAUACAUGAAAAUCCCUCACCUUUCAGCGAAAUUCGCCGUUUUGAAACCAAAAUAGGUGACCUACGUGAAUCGUGUAGAUUCGAUGAGAAAUUUUUUUUGGGGGGGAGGGGGGGGGGUAUUCAUAUUCAGUGAACUGCGAACAGGUGCGCGUGCCAGAAGGGAGCGCAAGAUUCAGUGAACUGCAAACUGCGAUUCAGUGAACUGCGAACAGGUGCGCGUGCCAGAAGGGAGCGCGAGAUUUAGUGAACUGCGAACUGCGAUUCAGUGAACUGCGAACAGGUGCGCGUGCCAGAAGGGAGCGCAAGAUUCAGUGAACUGCGAUUCAGUGAAUUGCGAACAGGUGCGCGUGCCAGAAGGGGGCGCGAGUGCAUGGAAAUAUUAACGCGAAGGGCCUUGCAUCACCAGUGCAGACCACCAUCAGAAGCUGAAAGCACGCCUGGCCUCGGCGAUUUACCUGACUGAAUUUGGUGAGUGAUGGUUUCAAUAAUUUUAAUAUUUUCUGGUAUAUCAUGUGAUAUUUCAGUUUUUCUUUUUUAAUAAAUCUGCAAAAAUGUCAACAAUUCUGUUUUUCUGUCAAUAUGGGGUGCUGUGUGUAUAUUAAUGAGGAAAAAAAAUGAACUUAAAUGGUUUUAGCAAAUGGCUGCAAUAUAACAAAGAGUGAAAAAUUUAAGGGGGUCUGAAUACUUUCCGUACUCACUGUAUAUAUAUAUAUAUAUAUAUAUAUAUAUAUAUAUAUUUUUUUUUUUUUUUUUUUUCCUCUGUAUAUUUGAUUUACAUUAACAAAAAAAAAAAAAAAAGCGUUUUGACUCUUGCCCAGAAGAUAAAACAUACAGACAUCUUUUUGUAAUGGCGCAGUUAAAUGUGCAUUGUACCAUACACAUUCAAAUUCUUAAAUGGUGUUUAAAAACAAAAGGACAAUGAUGAAUAUUUGAAAAUGUAUUUCAUCAUGUUAUACAAUGACAUCUUCACUGAUCAUUUUUUCAUAUGUACAUAAUUUAUUGUGUAAUUACUGUUUGUAGAAGUACAUACGAUAUGAACUCAGGCAUAGAGGGAACACUGACAAAUGAAGUCAUUGCCUUUGUUUUGCGUCUACUUUAAAUUUCUUUGAAAGGUCAUACAAUAAUGUUUUGGAACUCUUUGACAUUUAAAUUUCACAUGAAAAACUAAUAGAACACACUAACUUUAAACAUGUUUGUUGACUUAAUAUUUUUGAAAAUAUUACUUAUGCUUUCUUAGCAAAGGUGGAGAAAAGUAAUAUUUCAAAAUUUUUAUUGUGAUUUAUAUUUAUAUAAUCUAGAAGUGAAGGGACUACUGUUUAGUGUAAAAAAAAAAAUAAAAUACACACAUUCAGUUGUCUUACAUCUUGUAAUUUUAGGUUAGAAUUUAUUUACAAAACUUCUUUUUUAAAACCUUAAAUACAGUAUGGUUAUUUAAGCAUAUAAUUUAAGCUUCCUUUAUUGCAAAUGUGCAGAAAACAACAUUGUCCAAAAAUGAAGAGAUUCAUCUAAAAAAGUAUUUUCCCUUUGAUCUCUCUAAACAUAAAUGAGCAGAUAUUCAAACAAUGGGAUGAUUCCCAAAAAUGUUUAGUUGCAAUGUGUCUAAAUAAAAUACAUUUUUAGAGAAGAGAUUUUUUGUUAUUUGUUACACUAUUUGUAAGAUUAGUACUUUUGAUCCAGACAUACAAAUGUAUAAGGUGAAGUUAGUAUGAUUUAACUGCUUUGCUGAAAUGUCUGAAUAUUCGUAAUUCCUUCAAAUAAAAUUAAAGUAUGACAUGA
Molecule: messenger RNA, 8782 nt
Organism: Ctenopharyngodon idella (grass carp)
Lineage: Eukaryota; Metazoa; Chordata; Actinopteri; Cypriniformes; Xenocyprididae
Gene: fam199x
Product: family with sequence similarity 199, X-linked
Exons: 7
Coding region: 138-1262 (374 amino acids)
Source: RefSeq, a predicted model, not a curated record